AUGUUGUGUACAAGGACACAUGUUGUGUACAAGGACACACAAGUUGUGUACAAGGACAGAAGUUGUGUACAAGGACACAUGUUGUGUACAAGGACAGAAGUUGUGUACAAGGACACGUGUUGUGUACAAGGACACAUGUUGUGUACAAGGACAGAAGUUGUGUACAAGGACACGUGUUGUGUACAAGGACACAUGUUGUGUACAAGGACAGAAGUUGUGUACAAGGACACAUGUUGUGUACAAGGACACAUGUUGUGUACAAGGACAGAUAUUGUGUACAAGGACAGAUAUUGUGUACAAGGACAGAUAUUGUGUACAAGGACAGAUGCUGUGUACAAGGACAGAUGUUGUGUACAAGGACAGAAGUUGUGUACAAGGACACGUGUUGUGUACAAGGACACAUGUUGUGUACAAGGACAGAAGUUGUGUACAAGGACACAUGUUGUGUACAAGGACACAUGUUGUGUACAAGGACAGAUGUUGUGUACAAGGACAGAUGUUGUGUACAAGGACACAUGUUGUGUACAAGGACACAUGUUGUGUACAAGGACACGUGUUGUGUACAAGGACAGAUGUUGUGUACAAGGACAGAUGUUGUGUACAAGGACACAUGUUGUGUACAAGGACACAUGUUGUGUACAAGGACACGUGUUGUGUACAUGGACAGAUGUUGUGUACAAGGACACAUGUUGUGUACAAGGACACAUGUUGUGUACAAGGACACAUGUUGUGUACAAGGACAAAUGUUGUGUACAAGGACACAUGUUGUGUACAAGGACAAAUGUUGUGUACAAGGACACAUGUUGUGUACAAGGACAGAUGUUGUGUACAAGGAUAUAUGUUGUGUACAAGGACAGAUGUUGUGUACAAUGA
Physella acuta is the source of this 873-nucleotide messenger RNA. RefSeq lists its product as uncharacterized. Lineage: Eukaryota; Metazoa; Mollusca; Gastropoda; Physidae. The record is from RefSeq and is a predicted model, not a curated record.